UGACUGUGUUUUGGCGUCCUUUCUCUGAAUGUUGCUUACAACUCAUUUGUCCCCAGACGAAGCUGAACUGUGAGGUUCUCGACUCCGACUCUUCUAUGGAGGUGCGCUGGGCCGUCGCCGGAGAGUCGAUCGUGAUGCAGCUGGUCAGCAACGUAGAGGACGGGCAGUACAUGGCGUUCGGCCUGAGCGGUCACCCGACGCGCAGUGUGAUGAUCGGAGGCGACGUCGUGGUCGCCUGGCUGGAUAGGACCACCGGACAGGGCUACGCGCACGACUACUACCUGCAGGCCAAGUCGCAGUGCGCCGGAGGACGCGGCUCCUGCCCCGACAGCAAAAUCAGCGGCGGCAAGAACGGAGUUCGUCUCCUCAACUCUGCGCUCAUCAACGGCUUCUCGAUGCUGACCUUCCAACGACCUUUGGCCGCCGGCGACGGCUUCGACCAGGCGAUCCUGACCAACUCCUCCCAGGCCAUCAUCUGGGCCAUCGGUCCCGUCAACCAGGCCGGCGAGACCAGCUACCAUCAGAAGCGCACGCGCGGCAACAUGCUCCUCGACUUCGGCCGUACGCCCCAGUGGAACUGCGCCGUCGCCAGCUCCAGCUCUGGUUCCAGCUCCGGCGGCUCCCGCCGGCGACCAGCCACCACGCCAGCUCCGGCGCCCGUCAAACCGUGGACCAUCCCGGCCAUCAAGUGUAACGAGCCUGCCGACCGUGUCUUCUACGCCCAGAUUGGACCGACCGGUGGCAAGCGUGGCUACCAGGCCAUCACUGGCCGCGUCGGCUGGGGCAUCGCCUGGUACAUCAACGGCCUCCUGGUGCCCGAGAUUAACGUCGUGCGCGGACAGACGUACACGUUUGUGGUGGAGGGCGGCCUGGACCCGGAGAGGUCGGCCAAGUACCAUCCGUUCUACAUCACCGACGAUUCUGAGGGAGGCUACGAGUUCAAGAGCGACACGGAAAAGAAGAGUGUUCGUGUGUUCGCCGGUGUCUCUCUGGACGCCCGGGGCAAGGCGCAGCCGACGGCCACCGGUCGUCUGUGCUCGUGGAAGGAGGACCCAGGCCACCCUGCCGACUCUCACGGCUCGUUCGGAGCCUACCAGCGUACCCUGCAGCUCGACUGUGAGGAGGGCCAGCCGGGUAUCCUGCAGUGGACGCCAGACGCCGACACUCCAGAUACCGUCUACUACCAGUGCUUCACUCAUCGCUACCUGGGAUGGAAGAUCAACGUGGUCGACUCCUGCGGAACCGGAGGGGGCCGGCGCCCGUCAGGAAAUUCUCGAGGACGUGUGGCGUCGAAUGCGGGUCGGGGCAGCCGAGCCAGGACCACCCGGGGAUAGGCGAAAACGACAUCUUCACAGAGACGCACGGUGAGCAGUGGUUGGAUGACUCUGGAAUCAUCGAGGAGUCAAUGUCAGCGCCCGAGUCAGCAGCAGAGUCACAGCAUUCGCCCCAGCACGCCCCAGAGUCGGAGUCUUUGCCUCAGCACGCCCCAGAGCCAGAGCCACUGUCCGAGUCAGCGCUUCAGUUAGAGCCCUCGCCUCAGCAUCCUUCAGAGUCGGAGCCCUUGUCUCCACAUGUCCCGGAGUCGCAGUUAUCGCCUCAGCACGCACUAGAAUCGGAUCAUUUUCCUCAGCACGUACAAGAGAUGGAUCAUUUGCCUCAUGACGUACCAGAGAUGAGUCAAUUGCCUCAGCACGUACUAGAGAUGGAUCAUUUGCCUCAUGACGUACCAGAGAUGACUCAUUUUCCUCAUGGCGUACCAGAGAAGGCUCAUUUGCCUCAUAACGUACCAGAGAUGGAUCACUUGUCUCAGCACGUACCAGAGAUGGCUCAUUUUCCUCUGCACGUACCAGAGAUGGAGCAUUUUUCUCAUGACUUACCAGAGAUGGAACAUUUUCCUCAUGACAGACUAAAAAUGGGUCAUUUUCCUCAUAACGUAUCAGGGAUGAAUCAUUCGGCUCAUGACGUACCACAGAUGGAGCAUUUUCCUCGGGACGUACCAGAGAUGGAUCAUUUGUCUCAGCACGUACCAGAGAUGGAUCAUUUGCCUCAACGCCUACCAGAGUUGGAUCAUUUUCCUCAUGACGUACCGGAGAUGGAUCAUUUUCCUCGCGACGUACCAGAGUUUGAGCCUUUGCUUCCACAUGAUCUGGAGCCAGGACAUUUCCCUCGAGGUCAGCCAGAACCUGACUCUUCCUCCGCCGGGCUAUCGUCCGAUUUGGAGUCAUUCCCCGAGCCCAUGCACGACAUGACAUUAUCGCCUGAUCAUCCUGAGCCCUCAUCCCAUCAAGCACCGGAGUCUGAACUUUUGCCUCAGUCACAGUCCGACUUGUCUUUCUUAGAGCUCAUGCGCAUGCUUGAAUCCUCACCUGAACUUGCACUUGACCCGGAGUUCAUGCGGGAGCUGGAACGCCAUACUGACUUAUCAGCGGAGUUGGUACCCAAGAUGAACUCCAUUCCCGAGGGAGGAUUUAGAGCGGCGUUCCAGCCAGAGCAUGCAUCCGAACUGAGGGAAAUGGCUUCUCUGAAUAGGUCUGAGCCAUGGUCAGAGCCAAUGUCAGAACUGGCGUCUAAUGCGGCCGCCGAGGAGGCGCACGAUUUGAUGUUUGAGCCGGCGUUUGAGCCUGAGAUUGAGCCGGCACCUGAGCCCACACUUCAGCCUACACCUGAGCCUUCACCUGAGCCUACACCUGAGCCUUCACCGGAGCCAUCAUCGGGCUCAUCUGAGCUAACAGCGGAGCCAAUGAUUGAGUUAGAGAUAACACACGUUCCAACUCAUGAACUAUCGCCAGAAACCAAAGCUAGGAGGGUGUCCAACCCAAACACUGAGCCGAUGCUUGAGCCAAUGACCAACAUGGCAGACGAUCCAACGAUGGAAACAACUCAUGAGCCAAUAUCUGAGCCAAAUCCUGAGCCAACUCCUGAGCUAACUACUAAAUCAACUACUGAAUCAACUCCUGAAUCAACUCCUGAACCAACGCCUGAGCCAGCAUCUGAGCCGACCCCUGAGCCAAUACCAGAGUUAAAUGCUGAAAAUGAGUCUAAUGAUCCUUCCACCAAUAAUCAGACUGAAUCAGCGAUGACACUCGAAUCUCAAUCUGCGACUCUGGUCAAAGCGGGCAAUAAUGGUGAAGUUCCUGGACUGAGGAUAGUCUAUCCGGUCUCUAAUGCCGUAGCUGAGGAUAGCUCGCUCGGAGAACUCGUAGCAUCUUAGCAGCGCCAAAUUACGCUCUGAAACUUUCUGAACUCGCUGCAUGAGGCGGGGCUCUGACUGGGGCAGCAGAUGACUGGGACUCGAUUGCUGCUCCUAUAUGAACUAAGUGCUGAUUGAUUUACUACUGUGUGAGCGCCGCGUGAAAUGUGCGCGGCGAUUUCGUGUGGUGUACCGAAGCGAUUGAGAUAGGCAUUCGAGAGUCUCGGGCUCGCGAGAGUGGCGCGUUUGUCAGUGGCGGACUCACGACGGAGGAAGUGUUAAUCGCGAGGCGUGCAGCGCGCUCCGUUUGCGACUCUGUGAGAUGGUGCUCUGCUGCACUUGUGGCUCGUUCGGCUGAAAGAGGUCCCAACUGAGACUGAUAAUCAUACGGACGUCCUGUGAUUUGGUAAAUUAUUGUAUUUAACGUGAGUUUGCAUGGAAAUUAUAUAAACGCUAAACGAAUGCGGCAAACUCACAAGAAAGGUAAUUGAAAUGGAUGAUUGAGUAAUUGUAGCUCCACGAGUGUUUUUAUAAACUGUAUGCAUACAUAUGCCGUGAAUGCCGUUUGUGUUAUUUUGAUACCGCUUGUCUGCGAUAGACGACUCGCUAAUACAGGAUAAACACAAAA
Molecule: messenger RNA, 3818 nt
Organism: Amphibalanus amphitrite
Lineage: Eukaryota; Metazoa; Arthropoda; Thecostraca; Balanomorpha; Balanidae
Product: protein Skeletor, isoforms B/C-like
Exons: 7
Source: RefSeq, a predicted model, not a curated record